Molecule: messenger RNA, 1839 nt
Organism: Lepus europaeus (European hare)
Lineage: Eukaryota; Metazoa; Chordata; Mammalia; Lagomorpha; Leporidae
Gene: DLX6
Product: distal-less homeobox 6
Exons: 3
Coding region: 432-1319 (295 amino acids)
Biological process (GO): regulation of transcription by RNA polymerase II; cell differentiation; embryo development
Molecular function (GO): RNA polymerase II cis-regulatory region sequence-specific DNA binding; DNA-binding transcription factor activity, RNA polymerase II-specific
Source: RefSeq, a predicted model, not a curated record
AUCAAGUCUGAAAGCAGACGCGCAACUUUCGCAGAAUCCACCUUAAAAUCUCUGCCUUAAACUGCACCAGCCCCCAAAAAAUCCAAGGGGGGAAAGCGAGGGGGGGGAGAGCAGGUUCCCCCUCCCCCCUCUCCUCUCCCAUCCCUCCCCCUUCCUCCUCCCUUGGAGUUAACAAGGCCCCGCUCACCGUAUCUCUUUAUAUUAAAAAUAUAUAUAUUAGAGAAGAGCGAGGGAGAGGGAGAACCACCUCCGCCCCCUCUUUUUUGUUGUUGUUUUUUUUAUUUUUUAUUUUUUAUUUUAUUAUUAUUAUUUUUUUUUUUUUGCAAGGAUCCCAAGAGCUAAGGUGGCUGCAGAGGGGACCGCGGCGCACGCCAAGUGGGGGAGGGUGGAGGAAACCCGGGAGAAGGCUUUCACCAGCCCCCAAAGUUUUGAUGAUGACCAUGACUACGAUGGCUGACGGCUUGGAAAGCCAGGACUCGUCCAAAUCCGCCUUCAUGGAGUUCGGGCAGCAGCAGCAGCAGCAACAGCAGCAGCAGCAGCAGCAGCCGCCCCAGCAGCCGCCGCCGCCGCCGCCGCCGCAGCAGCCGCCGCCGCCGCCGCCGCACCCGCAGCAGACCUCCCCGGCCAUGGCAGGCGCGCACUACCCGCUGCACUGCCUGCACUCGGCGGCGGCGGCGGCGGCGGCGGCCGGCUCGCACCACCACCACCACCAGCACCACCACCACGGCUCGCCCUACGCGGCGGGCGGAGGCAACUCCUACAACCACCGCUCGCUCGCCGCCUACCCCUACAUGAGCCACUCGCAGCACAGCCCUUACCUCCAGCCCUACCACAACAGCAGCGCGGCCGCCCAGACGCGAGGGGACGACACAGAUCAACAAAAAACGACAGUGAUCGAAAACGGGGAAAUCAGGUUCAAUGGAAAAGGGAAAAAGAUUCGGAAACCUCGGACCAUUUAUUCCAGCCUGCAGCUCCAGGCUUUAAACCAUCGCUUUCAGCAGACUCAGUACCUGGCCCUGCCCGAGAGAGCCGAACUGGCAGCUUCCUUAGGACUGACCCAGACGCAGGUGAAGAUUUGGUUUCAGAACAAGCGCUCCAAGUUUAAGAAACUGCUGAAGCAAGGCAGCAACCCUCACGAGAGCGACCCCCUCCCCGGCUCGGCGGCUCUGUCACCGCGCUCACCGGCACUGCCCCCGGUGUGGGACGUUUCGGCCUCGGCCAAGGGCGUCAGUAUGCCCCCCAACAGCUACAUGCCCGGCUACUCGCACUGGUACUCCUCUCCACACCAGGACACCAUGCAGAGACCACAGAUGAUGUGAGCUGUCCGAGGAACGCCCCAAGAAGGCGUCUGCACCAGGCAAGCAGGAUCUGGGACCUGCUGGCCUCUGCCAGACGGAGCCAAAGGAGCAGGCUCGGGAGAACUCGUAGGUGUGGCGAGCAGCCAGCGGGGCGCUUGUGUGCGCUGUCUCUCUCUCUCCCUCUCUCUCUCUCUCCCUCUCUCUCCCUCUCUCUUUCUUUCUUUACUUUCUUUUCAUUCCUCUUUACCUUUCCUCCUUUCUUUUUUCCUUUCCUUUGCUCAUCAACCUUGUAACCCUGAGCAGCCUCAGUAAUUGAUCUUGCAUCACACACAAACACACACACACACACACACACAUGGUGGGGGGUGGGGGAGGAGAGAGAGAGAGAGAGAGCGAGCGAGCGAGCAUGCAACUGGUCUCUAUGCCAGCACUCCUGAAGCCCCUCACUGUAAGGAUAUUUCCCCUUACCCCUGGGAUCCAGGCUCUGAGCCUCCUCUUCUCUUUGGUAUCCAUCAAAGUGACUUUUUUUUUUUUACACACA